AUGUUCUCGGACAUUGGCACACAAACAUCCUUGGAGUCCAUCAGCUAUGUCACGUCCCUUGGGUUAGAUUUCUUUGAACAAUUGAGGAGCGCCGACUUUCAAGAACGCAAUAAUCUCACCCGGCGAAAGACCCCUCUAUUCCGACAUUUUCUCUCCGAAGCAUUGGAUUAUGCUCCGAUGACUUCUACCAAGACUGAUUUGCGCCAGUUGAUAACGGACGACGCAUCUCACCCCAAUUUGGGUUGGACACUCUACAACUCUUCACCCCUAGAUUGCUACCUAAAGAUAAACCGUGACGGCAUUAUGAAAUGUCCUCUACGAGAGCGAGGAUAUGUUUUCUGGGACUCAAAGAGGAUCGCUAACCCAUAUGUGGAUAAGGCACUCCAACUGGCUCGGAACAUGAAUGAGAAGCAAGUGGACGCUAUUUACGGCCCCGAAGCUCAUAGGAGUGUCGAGAGCAGGCUUCGGGGCGUCCGCAUGCCGCAGGAAGUGUUGGAUAUGGCGAUGGAAAAUUUUGGAUCUUUAUGA
Molecule: messenger RNA, 528 nt
Organism: Neoarthrinium moseri
Lineage: Eukaryota; Fungi; Ascomycota; Sordariomycetes; Amphisphaeriales; Apiosporaceae
Exons: 1
Coding region: 1-528 (175 amino acids)
Source: RefSeq, a predicted model, not a curated record